AUGUUUAUCUUGGAUUGGUUCACUGGUGUUCUCGGAUUCCUUGGUCUGUGGAAGAAGUCAGGCAAGCUACUGUUCUUGGGGCUGGACAAUGCUGGCAAGACCACACUCCUGCACAUGCUGAAGGAUGACAGAUUGGCGCAGCAUGUACCCACAUUGCAUCCCACGUCGGAGGAGCUGUCAAUAGGCAGUAUGCGUUUCACGACGUUCGACUUGGGCGGGCAUCAGCAGGCGCGGCGCGUGUGGCGCGACUACUUCCCGGCGGUAGACGCCAUCGUGUUCCUGGUGGACGCCUGCGACCGCCCGCGCCUGCCCGAGUCCAAGGCCGAGCUGGACUCAUUGCUCACUGACGAGACACUCAGCAACUGCCCCGUCCUCAUCCUCGGCAACAAGAUCGACAAGCCCGGCGCAGCCAGCGAGGAUGAGCUCCGUCAGUUCUUCAACCUGUACCAACAGACCACUGGAAAGGGCAAAGUAUCCAGAUCAGAGUUGCCCGGCCGACCCCUGGAGCUGUUCAUGUGCUCGGUGCUGAAGCGCCAAGGCUACGGCGAGGGCUUCCGUUGGCUCGCCCAGUACAUCGACUGA
This is a messenger RNA of Spodoptera littoralis (African cotton leafworm), 582 nucleotides long. Lineage: Eukaryota; Metazoa; Arthropoda; Insecta; Lepidoptera; Noctuidae. The record is from the annotation of a GenBank genome assembly.